AUGGUUCGCGAGGAUCUGAUCGAGGGAGCUAUCAGCUUCCUCCAAGAUCCCUCCGUAGCCACAGCACCCGUUGAGCAACGCAUCGCCUUCCUCCGUUCCAAAAACCUGACGCAGGAAGAAAUCGACACCUCCCUCGCCCGCGUCGGCCAGGCCGCCCCCGCCUCCUCCCCUCCUGUCCAAUAUCAACCCGCACAACAACAAUUCCAGCAACGCCCUCCACCCCAGCAAUAUGGCGGCUACCAACAAAAUCCACAGCAAUAUUGGCAACAACCGCCUCCCGAACCUCCCCAACGUGACUGGCGUGACUACUUCAUAGCCGCAACGGUGAUCGGCUCUGCUUCAUAUGGGAUCUACUGGACUGCGAAACGCUAUAUCCUCCCGCUGAUCGCUCCUCCCACCCCGCCACAGUUGGAGAGCGACAAAGCAAGCAUCGAUGCUUCAUUUGACAAAGCAUUCGCCUUGUUGGAUCAACUGGCGACCGAUACGGCGGAUUUGAAAUCUGCGGAAGCGGCGAGGAAGGAGCGAUUGGAUGUCGCGUUGGGAGAAGUGGAGAGUGUGCUGGCGAGGAUGAAGUCAGCGAAUGAUGAGCGGGAGAUUGAGGCCAAAAGGAUUGCGAGGGAGAUGCAAGAACUCAGGGAUCUGGUGCCCAAGGCGUUGGAGAAGGAGAAGGGUGUGAUGGAGGGAAGGUUGGGAGAUUUGGUUGGCGAGGUCAAAUCGCUGAAGACUCUGGUCGGAAACCGAGUGGGAGGCGCUGCUGCUCCCGCUGCAGCUCGCACCACCCCAGCGUUCGCAAACCCUUCAUCUGCUCCAAAGCCUGCGACAGCAGAAGAGGAGAAGCCAGCGCCGGAAACUAAUGGCUCCUCUACACCCGCCUCCACGACAACGCCGUCAGCGUACACCGCACCCGUAUACCCACCCGCCAACUCCACUGCGACCACUUCUCAAGCAAGAGAGAUUCCAGGCGGCUCUCAGACUCCAUACUCCCGUCUCUUGGAYCGCGGAGGAAAGGGAUCUGGUGGUGGAGCAGCUAUCCCAAGCUGGCAAUUGGCUGCCAAGAAGAAGAGCGAGGAAGCCAAAGCUGCGGAAACAAAUGGCACCAAUGGAACGACGGAGAGUGGAACGGCGACGGAGAUGGUUGACGCUGCUACUUAG
This is a messenger RNA of Ramularia collo-cygni, 1152 nucleotides long. Its product is annotated as related to PEROXISOMAL MEMBRANE PROTEIN PER10. The record is from RefSeq and is a predicted model, not a curated record. Gene Ontology annotation, cellular component: peroxisomal importomer complex; peroxisomal membrane. Lineage: Eukaryota; Fungi; Ascomycota; Dothideomycetes; Mycosphaerellales; Mycosphaerellaceae. The transcript is spliced from 2 exons. Bases 1 to 1152 code for a protein of 383 amino acids. Gene Ontology annotation, biological process: protein import into peroxisome matrix, docking. Gene Ontology annotation, molecular function: signaling receptor binding.